Molecule: messenger RNA, 2388 nt
Organism: Closterium sp. Naga37s-1
Lineage: Eukaryota; Viridiplantae; Streptophyta; Zygnematophyceae; Desmidiales; Closteriaceae
Source: the annotation of a GenBank genome assembly
AUGUCUCUAACCUUAGACCGACCCAUGCGAGAUAGGAAGCCACCCGCACACCUUAACGGGACCGAUUUCGUAGUUACCACGGUCCGCACUCGAGCGCUGGACAGCAAAUGGGUGGAAGAGAGUGAGCGCACGCGUGUGCUCGUUUGUAGUGAUUCGCCCAAAAGCGGGGACACUAAGCACGGCGGUCCACGCAGCACUGAGUGCGGCCCUGAGGCAUGGCUGAAGUACAACGAGGUGCUGUUUACAGUGCAACACUCAUCAUGCUCUGAAGAGCCCGACGAAGACGACGAGGGCACGGAGUCCUCAUCCUGUGACAGCGAGGAUCAGUUUGGCGACGCGGACUGGGUCGCAAGCGAGACCGAGUCCGAAGGGGAGACUGAUAACACGCCUCCUCCCUCUCACCAAUCUGAACUCGCAGGAACGGGAGGUUGCGGCCAAUCUGCAUCAGGCCGUGCGGGUAAGCGCUUGCGGGCCACCGGGAGCGGGUCCAAUCGCUCACGCUGUGACGCCAACACGUCUGUGCUUCGACGGGUCGUGGCUGUGUCUACACGGGCGUCCGGCAUGAGGCGCAACUUUUUUAACAUCUACGAGGAGACGAGCGACGUUGACAUUCCGUCGGCUACAGGCCAGAGCGCGAAUGUUGCACGAGGCGAACCGUCAACGUCAGAGACCCGAGUACACGAUAAGAAAUUGCAGCCGUCACUCACCACGGCGGCAGCGGGUCAUGGUGGGUACCGGGCCACAUCGACCCCCACACCUACCACCCCUCUGAAUCGGUCGCAGGAUGUCGUCAGGGGAUCGGCGUUUUCAGGUAACUCCGCGAGGCCGUCGCCGCUCACACCGACCACAACACUUAAGCACAGUGGUGUGGAAGCCGAGUCUAACGCGGCACCAUCUCGUGGCGGGGGGGUGGUGAACCGGACCUUGUUCGCUUCGCCGCCCAGGAUGCAUCCUUCUAAAACUGCCGGCUCGCCUUCUAACAUUACCCCUGCCACGCCCUUGGUAGCACCUUCACCGCAGGUGCACGACCGUGGGCCGGACGGAGCUGGUGUGUUGCCUGGCAUGAUUCCCACGCCCUUCCUGGACACAUGCGAGGACACUCACGCCAGUGUCCGUGGAGCGGACACCGUUCUUGGCGGCGAUGGGUGUCGAGACAACGUCGCAGGGCGUGCGAUGGAGCAAAUACGGCUGCUGUGGGCGCAGGUUCAGGCGACUCGUGGGACAAAGAGUCUGACGGCUGCGGCACAAGGGGGCGUGAUGAACUUCACCCUUGGCGAAGACCUGCAUGCCGCUCUGGCGGGAAUGGACGGCGAAGCGGCGGAAGAGUCGGGCAAAGGUGGCGGAGUUGUAACGCCAGCCGUGGCAGCCCAGCCGCAGGUGUGGAGGCCUGGCGGCAGGACUGGAGAUGCACCCCAACAUAGUGGGGUUCGGAGGGAAGCGUCCGUGGCGACGCAAGCACCAACACGACCCCCCGGAAGAGCUGCCAAAGAGUUAGCGCCUGUUGCAGAGGCAUUUGAGCGGCCAAACCGCAGAUUCGCAAUGAACCGACUGUCUGGAGCUGGGAGGCUGGCGGUCGUGGGGAACCACGUGGCAACCCGGGUGGGCGGUGUUGGCGUGGGGACAGAGACGGGGAGGGCCGCGGGGAGCGUAGCGCCUGAUGGUGUUGUGUGGGAUCGACACGCGUCAGGCAUGCAAGGAAGAGGGUUGAAGCGAGAGCGGUCGAAGAUGACGAUCGUGGUCGACUACAACCCAAACGAUGACAGGCCUGAGUUGCAGCCGGGAAUGCCUUCGGCAGACCAGAUACACUUUUACGCCAAGAAGGCGAUGCAUCUGCUGUUGCGUUCAUGCGCCGCGCAUGGCGUAACGUACUGGCCGACGGACGACGAGAGGAACGUGGCCCUUCUCGUGGUGCUCCGGUGCCACUACGACGUCUGUCAGCUAGACGUUGACCGCGCCAUGAACAACGGGGCGUACAGCAAGGUGGUCAACAAGAUCUGGUCAAAGUUCAGGAGUGACUCGUCGUCGAACGGACGCCGCAGGAUCGUGGAUGGGCUGGAGAUCAAGGUCGCAGCCCCCAGCAUCUACAAGCUGGAGAUCGCUAUCGACACCAAGAAGGAUCUGCAGCGGAAAUACGCGCCCAGUGAGUGUCGUGGGUGCAUGGAGGGGAUCCCCAUGGAGGGCUCACAGGGCAGGGCCUAUGUGCUGAAAGUGAUCACCCAUUGGCUGGGUGUGUCAAAGGGCAGGUGGUACGAUCCAGUUGUGGGCGGAUUCAGGUGGGGGGCAGAGCACCUGUAUGUAAACGCGAGUGACCUGGAGGAGUUCAAGCCCGUGCAAUAUGGGGGAAAGAUGGACCCGGGUGGUGACACCGACGAGCCGUGGCUCACCUGA